AUGGAUGGGAGUCUGGGAUCAGGAGUUGUGUUGAAGAAGAAAAGUUCGUCUGGGUGUUUGGUUAUUAAAAAGAAAAGUGAAAAUAACAAUUUAGGUGGAUUGGGGUGUUCGAACAAUAUUAAGGAAAAAAAGAGGCCUAGAUUAGUUGUUAGUGAUUCGGGUUCGAGUUAUGAGAACCAGUCAUUGGAGUUUAUGAGAAGAAAAGUGAAUGAAAAGAAGUUUCGGAAUGGUUCUUUGGAGGGUGGGAAGAGUGGGCUUGAAGACGGGGAGUAUUACAGGAACAAUGGCGAGAUGGAGAGUAGUGGUGUGAGGAAAAGAAAUAGGUUGGAUUUGUUUGAGUUUGAUGAGUAUGAUGAGUACCAAGAGUUUGAUGGGAAGAAGAUGAGGAAUGAAUAUGUUCAGGACAGGUUUAAGAUGGUUGGUCGUAGUGGUGGUGGGAAUUUGAAGGAAGCUGGAGGUGGGUCGUCAAGCCGGAGUGUGAUGGUGGAUAAAGGGAGACAUGGUUCAUAUUUUGGCAGUUCUAUUUGCGGGAAGAGCAGAGGGAUAGAAUAUAAUGGUGGGAGAAAUAAAGGGUUUGAGUUAGAGGAGGAUAAAGGACAUACGCCAAUUUCAUUGUUAAGGUUAAAGUAUCAGGGGGUGGUGGAUGAGCCAAUUAGGUUGCAGGGGAAAAAUGGGGUGUUGAAGGUUAUGGUGAAAAAGAAAAAGAUGGAUUUUCCAUCUCACCAUAAGAAUUAUGAACCUCAGGAAGUUAAAGUAAGAAAGGAUUCUAGGUCUGAAAAUGUUGUCGAGAAGGAUUUAUUGGGAUCCUCAUUUCCUUCGGCUUCAAAACAACAUAAAAAAGGUUUAUUUGUUGACAAAGAGAAAAGGGUUGUGAAGGAGAAAAUGGACUUGCAACUGGAAAAGUCAAAACCAUUAAAGAGCAAAGGCAAAAAAGAUAGAGAUUCAAGGGUUGAUGAUAUUAAUACAUCGCUCGAACUGGUACGACCAGAGCUGCAUGCUGGCAGCUCAAAGAAGGUGGCAAAAAUGAAGGAAGAAAGAUCUCCCCCUCCCAAAAAAUCGACGCCGUCUAAUGAGAAAGUGAAGCGUGGUGGGAGCACAGAAAAGCGAAUGCUGCGUGAGCAGAUUAGGGAUAUGCUAGUUGAUGCUGGCUGGACCAUUGAUUAUAGACCACGGCGGAACAGAGAGUACUUAGAUGCUGUGUACAUUAACCCAAGUGGAACAGCCUACUGGUCAAUAAUUAAAGCUUAUGAUGCACUCAAGAAACAGUUGGAGGAAGACAAUGGGAAAACUAAAUCUGAUGUUGGCUCUUCCUUGUUUGCUCCUUUGUCUGAAGAUCUAAUAAACAAGCUUACAAGGCAAACUAAAAGGAAGAUUGAGAAAGAAAUGAAAAGGAAGAGAAAAGAAGAUCGCUCAAAUAAGAGUGCUAAGAGAUCUGCUGGAAAAAAGGCUGCAGAGAGCUCAGACACUGAUCAGAAUGAAGGGAAUCUUGGCUCGUACAGGAAACAGAAUUGUAAGUCAUUAAAAGGUAAAUUGAGUGAAGUGGGUGAAGAGAGGGGGGGUAAUUCAAGUGAUGAUUUACCCAAAAAGAAGACCAAGAAAGACAGAGUUGAAAAAACUUCUAACAAAACAAGUUCUAAAGCGGUACAAGGUAGAACAAGUAAGAUAAUUGGGAGAUGCACUCUGCUUGUUCGCAGCUCUAACAAAGGGCAAAACUCAGAAUCUGAUGGUUAUGUUACAUAUACUGGAAAAAGAACUGUAUUGGCUUGGUUGAUUGACUCUGGUACUGCACAGUUAAGUGAAAAGGUACAGUAUAUGAACCGUAGACGGACACGUGUAAUGUUAGAAGGCUGGAUCACGAGGGAUGGGAUCCACUGUGGUUGCUGUAGUAAAAUCCUUACAGUUUCAAAGUUUGAGCUCCAUGCUGGCAGCAAGUUGCGUCAGCCAUUUCAGAACAUACUUUUGGAGUCUGGGGCCUCUCUUUUGCAAUGCCAAAUAGAUGCCUGGAAUAGGCAAGAGGAGUCUGUGCGUGAAGAUUUCCACACUGUAGAUGUUUGUGGAGAUGAUCCAGAUGAUGAUACGUGUGGUAUCUGUGGUGAUGGAGGGGAUUUGAUCUGUUGUGAUAGUUGUCCAUCAACUUUACACCAGAGCUGUUUGGGAAUACAGGCGCUCCCUCCAGGUGAUUGGCACUGCCCCAAGUGUACAUGCAAAUUUUGUGGGGAUGUUAGUGGAAAUGUUGCUGAAGAAAAUGACAGGACUGUCGACCUUAUCAGAUGCAUCCUCUGUGGAAAAAAAUAUCACAAAUCAUGCAGUGAGCUGGUGCAUGGUGUGCCUGUGAGUUUGCAUGGUGAAUCUUAUUCUUUUUGUGGACAGAAGUGCCAAGAGCUCUAUGAUCAUUUGCAGAAGAUUCUUGGAGUCAAACUUGAACUGGAAGCAGGAUUUUCAUGGUCUCUUAUUCAGCGAACAGAUGUUUCUGAUACCUUGCACCAUGGAUUUCCUCAAAGGGUGGAAUGCAAUUCUAAGCUAGCUGUCGCGUUAUCGAUUAUGGAUGAGUGUUUUUUGCCCAUCAUUGACAGGAGGAGUGGCAUCAAUAUAAUUCGUAACGUUGUCUAUAGUUGUGGAUCGAACUUUAAUCGUCUGGAUUAUCAUGGCUUCUAUACGGCAAUUUUGGAGCGAGGUGAUGAAAUAGUUUCUGCUGCAUCUGUCAGGAUCCACGGGAACCGUCUUGCUGAGAUGCCAUUUAUUGGGACCCGCGAGAUCUAUAGGCGCCAAGGAAUGUGCCGGCGACUUUUGUCUGCUAUUGAGUUGACUCUAUGCUCUCUCAAAGUCGAGAAAUUGAUUAUCCCUGCCAUAUCAGAGCAUAUGAACACAUGGACUCUAGUGUUUGGUUUCCAUCAACUUGAGGAUGCACACAAGAAAGAAAUGAAAUCCCUGAAUAUGUUGGUCUUUCCUGGGGCAGACAUGUUGCAGAAGCAGUUAAUGAAGUCAGAAAUUACGGAUGGUAUUGAGGUUGUUAAAUCCAAAGAGAAUCAACCUCAGUUGCAUGUUUUGGUAGACAAACCUGAUAUUGAUUCUACUAUGGAGCACAAUAGACAGGUGAUUGACGAUGCUGGUGUGUGUGAUGAGAUAAAGAUCCACGAUAAAGUUGAUGCCGUGGAUUCUGAUUCCCCAGAAUCGAAUAUUCCUUCAAAUGGUAAGACCUCGCCUAGUGCAUCAGAUGCUACUAAUAAAUCUGACACCAGCAAGGUAACGUCUGCAAUCAAGUCUGAAACAGAGGAGAAGCUAAAAGAAUCCUCUGCUAACUUGAAGUGUCCCUCUACCUCCUCUGCGAGUACUGAUAUUUCUGAGAUGGAAAAUCCCUUGCUAGAACUUCCUCUUAGGGAUAAUUCUGAAUCUGUGGCGGCUGUCGUGGAUCAUGUGUACAAGAUAAGUUCUAAUGCUCCUUGUCUGGAAUCCAUUAUUGAUCCUUCAGGUGAAACUUUGAAAAUGGCCGAGGCUGCUGCUGAAAACGAGAAUCCUGUCUCUGUUUUUGGUAUUUGUUGUACUGAUGAGUGCACCAUGCAAUCUGAGCCGGGAUCAGAUGAUCACGAUGUGGUUGAGAACCAAAACAAGGUAGAAGCUGUUUCAGAGGUUUCUUUGGAAGUAGAAGUUGUAAAAAUUCAAGUUGAUAGAAGCUCCACAGUCGAAGUUUCUAAUGAUACCACCGCCUCUGAUGUAAAUGUAAAAGAUGGUUGUAUUGACUCUACUCCUGGUUCUCUGUUUGAAACAUCUGCACACAGUACUACACAGAAAGUCCAUGGAGAACCGAGUUCUGCUAAUGGGUUUAGUGCACUUGACAACAAAAGUGAACUUCAUUCAUUUAUAGAACUUUCCUCGGAUUCUGCUGAUGCAAAAGUCACUCUCGUUAAUGGUAAUAUAUAUUCCUUACCUUUUAGGGAUACUAAUAACAAAUAUGACUUGGCAGCCUCUUGUAACGAGGAGAACGUUGAAGUUAGUGGUGUGGAACCAGCUUUCGGUUCUUCUCUUGCCAUUUCUGCACAGGCUGCUACUGAAAAUAGCAAUGAGGAUCAAGAUCCUGUAUCUGUUUCUACUAUUCAGGGUACUCGUGAAAGUACCACAAGAUUGAAACCAGACUUGAAUCAGAAGGCUGUCCUUGUGUUGGGACGUGACCUUGUGGCGUUGGAAGAAGUUCAGAGGAAAGUUGUAGACCCAAAUGAAACUGAUAAUUCUACUCAAACAAGCAGGACGACUGAUGGACAAGUUGCUUGUGCGAAUUCUUCUUGUGAAGCCUUGGCUCUAAAUACAGCAUCCAAUGAGAAUUGUGCAUAA
Fraxinus pennsylvanica is the source of this 4326-nucleotide messenger RNA. NCBI's taxonomy places the organism in Eukaryota, Viridiplantae, Streptophyta, Magnoliopsida, Lamiales, Oleaceae. The record is from the annotation of a GenBank genome assembly.